AUGGCAAAUGCAGACCGCCAGCAAAGAAGACGCCAAAGUGAGAACGAUGGCCAGCGGUCCGCAAGACUACUGGAGAACUCACAACGCCAGCAAAGGAGACGCCAAAGUGAGAACGAUGAACAGCGAUCUGCAAGACUUCUGGGGAACUCACAACGCCAGCAAAGGAGACGCCAAGGUGUGAACGAUGAACAGCGGUCUGCAAGACUUCUGGGGAACUCUCAACGCCACCAGAGGCUACGACAAAAUGAGAACGAUGAGCAGCGAUCUGCCAGACUGCUGUCAAAUGCUCAACGUGAACAAAGGCGGCGCGAAAAUGAGAGUUCUGAGCUACGUUCAGCAAGACGCCCUGCAAACGCUGAGCGCCAACGAUUGCAACGACAGAAUGAACCAGAAGAACAGCGCGCUGAACGCUUACGCAACGACUCCGAAAGACAUAUUCGCCGUAAUGCCGCUCCUGAAAUGACAGGUUUAGCACUGCAUUCUCGCAUCACGGAUGUGAACUACCUUGGAGCACUAGAAAAUCGCUGUUCAAAUUGUGGAGCGUUGCGCUUCGAAGUGAAACGACAGCAUCCGAAUAUCUUUUCUGAUUGCUGUGACCGAGGGCGAUUCAACGUGAAUCUGUUUGAGGAGUUUCCAGAGCAAUUAAAACAGCUCUUUGUGCGAGAUAGAGCGGCUCCCACAGAGAUGACGCACCGUCAGCGAAAAGUCCUGUUCUCAUGA
This is a messenger RNA of Necator americanus (New World hookworm), 720 nucleotides long. RefSeq lists its product as uncharacterized. The record is from RefSeq and is a predicted model, not a curated record. The coding region runs from base 1 to 720 and encodes 239 amino acids. Lineage: Eukaryota; Metazoa; Nematoda; Chromadorea; Rhabditida; Ancylostomatidae. The transcript has a single exon.